AUGAAUGAUUCAAAUGAUUUAAUAUUAUUUAAAUCAAAGCAAUGUUUUGAUUGAAUCAGUGAUUGAUUUAACACAACAACAACUCUUGUCUUGUGUUAUGUCUUACAAGUUGUCAAUUGAUUGACUGAUUGGUCUGAUGAGCGAUAAGAAGACAAUUACUACAAUGUCGGCCAACAAUCAGUCAAUGAAAUCCAAGAAGAGUUACCAUUUGUGGCCAAAAGAAUCAAUUGAAUUGUUGUCACAACAGAUGGGUUUUGACAAGACGUUGACCGACGACGCCGUGAAUAUCCUCUCUUCGGAUAUUAGUUUCAGACUCAGACAAUUGGUUAACAAUUCUGUUAAACAUAUGAUGCAUACGAAGUCCACCCGAUUGAAGACAUCGCACGUAAAGAUAGCAAUAGAGUCACAACAUUGUGAACAAGUGUUUGGUUUUGAAUCAACUGACAAACCAAUUGAUAUGAUUUGGAUCAAUGAGGCCAAUGUCUUCGUAUAUGAUGACUCACUCAUUAAUUUAAAUGAAGAAAUGGAUAAAAUAUUAAACAAAAGUAUUUGUGAAACUAAAGUAUUUAAAAAAGACACUCAUUUAGCAAUGGAUUGGCUUUCCAUGGAUUCAGCGAUUAUCACAAAUGAUGGCAAUUAUAGCAAUGGCAUUGAAUUGAGUGAUGAAUUAAAACAAUAUUACAAGAUUGUAAUGUCUGUUGUUUUGGGAACCGAUAAUCAUUUUUUUAUUCGUGUCCUCAAAGACUUAUCCUGUAAUUGUCGACUUAAUCCUGUUUUACCAUAUCUAUUGAAUUUUAUAUUAAAUGGUAUCAAAAAACUAAGUCAUGAUGUCUUACAACUCAAGAAAUUUCUCAAUACAAUUGAAAGUCUUCUUAAAAAUCCAUCUGUUUUUCUUGCAACUGAUCCAUAUUUAAAUGUAUUGAUUCAGUCAAUAGUGAGCUGUAUUGUUGAUCCUUUAAACCCGAAAACAGAUCACUGGUCACUACGGGAUUCGGCCUCACAUUUACUCUUUAAGUCAUUAAACGAACGCUUCUCACCAUUUGUUGUGAAUCGUCUUCAGAAACAGACUUUUAGUUAUUUAAUAAACUGUUUGCUCGACUCAGCAAAACCUUUGAGUUCACAUUACGGAGUCAUCAAAGCGUUUCAAGCAUUUGGUUACGAUUUUAUUGUCGAAUAUUUGUUACCAAUUCUUAACCAAUAUUUCUUAUAUUUGUUACCUAUCAUUGAUUGUCAAUCAAAUGAGCCUCAAAUCAGAUCCGAUGGCAUUAGAGUUUUUGGUGAACUUUUAUAUAUUGCAGAAGUUAUAUGUCUGAAGAAUCGGUCGUUAAUUAAUAUAAAUUUUGAGUUACAGUUUGAUCUCAAUAUAUAUACACAAUUGUCUGAAAUUUUUGGCGACGCUUUAUACGCAAGAUUGCCAAUUGAUUGCCACAGAAUAAGACAUAAGUUAUUCAUUGAGAAGACUGUCACAGCUAAACAAACCAAUCUUUUUGAAACACAAGAGUCACUUCAAACAGGGGAACAAUUGUUAGAUACCUUUUAUGAAACAGUGACCACUCUCGAGGACAAAAAGAGUAAUAGGAGUCUCAAUAUUGAUGACGACAAUAAUUCAUGUGAUAAUUCAAUGGCAAGUGAUCCCGAAAAAGAAUCGAUUGUUACGGAUGUACUACAGGUUAAGAGUACAAUCAGUGAUCCGACAUUAGGUAUAAAGUUAACGAUUAAAAAGUUAAGAAGGAAUGACACGGAACCACAUUCUUAUAGCAAACUCUCAGAAAAUAGUGAAUCUGUUUUUGAAUCAAUUUCUCUCAGACAGACGUCCAUCCGAUUUAAUAUAUCAGGUAUCAAAAUUAGCGACGUCUUUGAGAAGCCCAUCAAAAUCAAUGAUUAUUAUCCAUCGCAAUGGUUUGCUUUAACGAUGACUAAUAGAAACCAAUACUGUUUACGAACUCAUUAUAAACUAAGAAAAAAUAUUAAACAUUCAAAAUGUUUAUAUUCAUGUGAUUUAUUUAAUGUUUUAUAAAAAGAAAUGA
Messenger RNA from Oppia nitens, 2027 nucleotides. Its product is annotated as TAF6-like RNA polymerase II p300/CBP-associated factor-associated factor 65 kDa subunit 6L. Gene Ontology annotation, cellular component: transcription factor TFIID complex; SAGA complex; SLIK (SAGA-like) complex. Lineage: Eukaryota; Metazoa; Arthropoda; Arachnida; Sarcoptiformes; Oppiidae. The coding region runs from base 137 to 2017 and encodes 626 amino acids. Gene Ontology annotation, biological process: transcription initiation at RNA polymerase II promoter; RNA polymerase II preinitiation complex assembly. The record is from RefSeq and is a predicted model, not a curated record. Gene Ontology annotation, molecular function: RNA polymerase II general transcription initiation factor activity; protein heterodimerization activity; transcription coactivator activity. The transcript is spliced from 2 exons.